This is a messenger RNA of Papaver somniferum (opium poppy), 1098 nucleotides long. RefSeq lists its product as uncharacterized. The transcript is spliced from 2 exons. The coding region runs from base 1 to 1098 and encodes 365 amino acids. Gene Ontology annotation, molecular function: catalytic activity. NCBI's taxonomy places the organism in Eukaryota, Viridiplantae, Streptophyta, Magnoliopsida, Ranunculales, Papaveraceae. The record is from RefSeq and is a predicted model, not a curated record.
AUGACUGCAUUGAAGAAUCUCAUUUUUAAUCAAAAGUGCAUUGUUUGUAUGAUUCAAGAAACGAAGAUGAAGAAGAUGAAUAAAUGGUUGGUGAAGCAGUUAUGGUAUGAUGCAGACUUUGAUUGGGAUUAUUUGCCUUCAGUUGGUAGUAGUGGAAAUAGUGGUGGUAUGUUGACAAUUUGGGAUUCUUCAAAGCUGGUGAAUAAUGUGAAAUGGGUUGUGUGCAAUUUAUAUUCUCCAUGUGAUUAUAAUGAGAGAACUGUUUUUUGGGAAGAUUUAGAGGAAGUUAGACACUGGUGGGGAGGGCCUAUUUGUUUUGCAGGAGAUUGGAAUGCAGUUAGAUGUGAUGCAGAGAGGAAUAGAGGUGAAGCUGAUUCCAGAAAUUCAAAUUUUCUAAACAAUUUCAUCUACAAUCACGAAUUGGUGGAUUUGCCUUUGGUUGGAGGGUCUUUCACUUGGUCUGAUAUGCACACAGACCCUCUUCUCUGUAGAUUAGACAGAUUUCUUCUAAGUGUAGACUUAGAUAAUAUGUUUAAUGAAGCUAUUCAGAUUGCUUUAACAAGAGUAAUUUCUGAUCAUAAACCAAUUCGUCUAGUUACCAAGCCAAAUAUCCAGAGUAAGUCCUACUUUAAAUUUGAAAAUAGUUGGCUUUCUCAUAAGGAUUUUGUUAAAAAGGUUGCUGAAUGGUGGGGUAUGAUGGAGUACCAAGGACAAGCUAGUUUUAUUUUCUUCAAGAAACUUCAAAACUUGAAGUUUUUUCUUAAGAAAUGGAGUAUGGAGGAAUUUGGUGGGAUUGAGAAGAAGAAGAAGGAAUUGACUGAGAAGAUUGCUGGAUUGGACCAAAAGGAAGAGGGUGGUAAGUUACCUGAAGCGGAAUUUGAAGAGAGAAUGAAAUGUAAUCUUGAAUUAAGGAGAAUUGAGGUGUUGGAGGCUAUAAAGUGGCAUUCAAGAGGUAAUCCAAAUGAGUUUAGAUGGGGGAUUCAAAUACCUCUUAUUUUCAUAGAAUUGCUAAUGGAAGAAGGAAAAGAAAUACCAUUGUUAAGCUGGAAGUGGAUGGAGAAGAUUGCUUUGAUCAAAACAGAAUUAAAUUGGAAAUGA